AUGAAAUACGCUUACACAUUAUUAUCGAUUUUUGCAUUCAAUACAGCAUUGACGAUGGGAGCAAUGGGUGGUAACAUUGGUGGUCAAGCUGGAGGAAAUGCUGCUCCUACUACCACUACUGCUGUGAAUCCAAUACCUGCUGCUGCUCAAACUGGAACUACUGCUACCACGGCUACAACACCUGCUGCUGCUGCUGGAGCCGAUACUGAUACUGAUACUGCAACCACAAAGACUGGUACUACUGAUACAGCCACUGGCACUACUGGCACUACUGGCACCGCUAAAACCGGUACUACAGAUACCGCUACUGGCACAACUGACACCGCUAAAACUGGCACUACUGAUACAGCCAAGACUGCCACCACUGAUACCGCUAAGACUGGUACCAAAACUACUACUCCGGCUGGUGCUGCUGGUGCUGAGACAGAAACUGAUGCUACUGCAACCACUCCAGCGGGUGUUGCUGCCACUGCUGCCACUGCUGCCACUGCUGAUGACACUGCUUCUGCUGAGGAAACUGCCGCUGCCGCUGCUGGAGGUCAAGCAACAGAAGCUACAACAAGUGCUAGUUUUGUUUCCCAUAGAGUUCUCCGUUCAACUGCGUCUAGUACAUCACAAAGUGAAUCUACCUCAGGUUCUAGCAGUGGUUCCAGCUCCAGCUCCAGCUCCAGUUCUGGUUCUGGCGCAGGUUCCGUGGAGUUAAAUAAAUCUAAUCUUUUAAUGGGCUUAAGUUUAGCUAUGCUCUUUGGAAGUGGCUUAACUAUCUUAGUUUGA
Molecule: messenger RNA, 774 nt
Organism: Debaryomyces fabryi
Lineage: Eukaryota; Fungi; Ascomycota; Pichiomycetes; Serinales; Debaryomycetaceae
Gene: PGA33
Product: Pga33p
Exons: 1
Coding region: 1-774 (257 amino acids)
Source: RefSeq, a predicted model, not a curated record